CAGUCUGAAAACAACUCGUGACCGGUUCACAGUCCACGGCUGUCACCAUCCUGUUCUGGCGUAGUGAAACCGGCCCCAGGACCGGCUGCAGCGGCCAUUCACCGACCGGGAGGGCCGCUGAGAUGAACCUGUCCACGUCGCCUCGGACACAACUCGACAGUUAAACCUGCUGUGGACGACCAGCCAUGUGGAGGGUGCAGGGUUUUGUUGGAAGAGUUUUGCAUCGUUGCCAUGGCAGCACCCCCCUGCGACUGCCACAGAACCACCAUGUGGAGGAUGAGGUCUUCAACAGCUCUGCAGUCCUCUCCACCUCUCGAAACUCCUCUGACAUCAGCUCUCAGAAAGAGCAGGAUGGAGAGAGGAGGAAGAAACAGCGCACAUUUCAGUUUGGCUACACCGAGCUUCCAGAUUACACAGUGCUGGAUGCUGUGGGAUGGGGAGCAGCAGCAGCUCUGUUCAUGCAGAUCUGCAGGAGGAUACACUCUCAGUUAUCUUCAGGCACAGAGCGCAGUCCAGCGCCUGGAGCCCUGACAGCCCCCUCCACGCUGCAAAAGUGUGGCUACCGCAUCCUGUUGGAGAUCUUAUCCAGGCAUGAUGUCCUGCCCAGGGGAAAUAGUUUGUUGUGCCUUCAGGGCGAGCCGGUGACACAGAAGCAAGAUCAGCCUGUGGCUCAGAGCAGCAGCAGCAGCAACAGCAGCAGUUCAGGUGACGCCAGACUUCACAGCAGCAGUGAGAAUUUGAAUGCUCACAGCUCCACCUCUGACCACCAGAGGGCACUCAUCGACCAGGAUUCACCUAUACCCGACUCAGAGGAAUCACUGCUGUCUGCAUCGCGUCAUCUGCAGAAUGAUGCCAACCAUGACAACACUGAGACAAAAGAUGCUAAUGACAAGGACAUGUUGUCUGAUGAGGAGAGGCUGGCAGCAGCAACACAGAACCUCAGACAUGUGGGAGACAGCAGCGUCUCUGUAAUCCUCAACAUCAUUGGUCUAGAAAGUGCCAAGAGAGAGAACUACGAGCAAGCGUUCACCUGUUUUCUUGCUGCAGCUCAGCAGCGUUACAACAAGGCCCAGUUUAACGUUGGUGUGUGCUAUGAGAAAGGCAGAGGGGUCAACAAGGACAAAGAGAAGGCUCUGUUUUACUACGGGCAGGCAGCAGUCGGCGGUCACACACAGGCUCAGUACCGCUAUGCAAAGCUGCUCCUGACCAGCAGGGAGCAUCAGAGUUUAGAGCAGCUGGACACAGCUAUUGACCUUCUGAAAGAGGCGGCAGCAGCUGGACUCACUAAGGCUCAGGUCUGCCUUGCAUCAGUCUACUGUCAGGAGCCGGUGAGAGAUGGGAGCAAGUCUGUCCACUACCUGAAGAUGGCGGCAGAGAGCGGAGAUGACACCGCGCUGCUGUUCCUGGGGCAGUGUUACGAGAGCGGCUUCGGGGUGAAGCAGAACCUGAGCACAGCGGUUGAAUUCUACAUACAAGCCGCCCGUGCAGGCAACACGCAGGCUAAGAGCUUACUGACGCCUCAUAAAGACUUGCACAUAAAAUUGGAAGAUGCGGUGUUGCGCUCCAUCCGUUCAGCUCCCUGCUUCUCUGUGACCAACCAUCGUCUCCAGCAGCAGCUCUCCUCUCUGGCCAGCCGCGUCCCUCCCUCCACCAGUCGCCCCGACACCCUUCCCCUCCUGCCUCACUCCUGGAGCACCGGGACUCUGUGUGACGUGUCGGUGCUGCCUUCCACACCUCUUCACCUCCAUCCCAUCAGCAUGGAGGGAGGAACCUGCCAAUGGACUGUGGGGAUCUGAUUGUUAUCCUGGGCCAUCACAGGCCAAACUGAAGAAUGUAUUGUUGUUCAUAGAAUGAUGUUUUUUUUUACCAGAGGUGAAGGUCAACGUGUGUUAGAUUUGUACAUAACUUGAAGUCUGGAUUUGAGAGGAAAUGUUUUAUACUUCUUUGGAUGUGUAAGAAUUGCAUGUUAAUAUAUGUGAUUUUUUUUUUAUUAGUUUGAAGAGAUAAUGGGAUUCAAUGUCUGACAAUUUGAUGACCUUUUUUCUUUCUAAGUUUUCAUUAUAAGCUUCCCCGUAAUAUCAAUUCUGCAGCUGGUCAGAACAUGUGACCUUGGUGCAUUCAGGUGGUUACUGGUUUCUCUCCAUUAAUAUGGGAUUCAUUUCAUAAAAGGGUUUGUCAUAA
Messenger RNA from Scophthalmus maximus (turbot), 2181 nucleotides. RefSeq names its product DAP3 binding cell death enhancer 1 (gene dele1). The record is from RefSeq and is a predicted model, not a curated record. NCBI's taxonomy places the organism in Eukaryota, Metazoa, Chordata, Actinopteri, Pleuronectiformes, Scophthalmidae. Gene Ontology annotation, molecular function: protein binding. The transcript has 12 exons. Bases 186 to 1796 code for a protein of 536 amino acids.